AUGUACGGGCGGUGCUGCCGCGUGGAUGCCGCGAGGGCGGCAUUUGACAAGGUGGUGCGCAAGGACGUCGUGACGUGGACGGCCAUGCUGACUGUGUAUGCCCACGCCGGGCAUCUGGAGGAAGCGGAGGCACUGUUUCGCGAGGCGCCAGAGCGCAACGUUUUGGGAUGGAAUGCGAUGCUUCGGGCAUAUUCUCAGCAUGGCCAAGCAUCUUCCUGUGUCCAUGCGCUCCCUUGGAUGGAACAAGAAGGGAUUCUUCCAAACGAGAGCACAUUUAUCACUGUUCUCGACGCCUGUGGAUGUGACUCCGCAACUUUGACAUUCGCCCAAGCAAGGAUGAUCCACUGCUUCGUUGCUGAGAGUGGUCUCGAAUCAAACACUCUCGUCGGGACUGGGCUAGUGAACUUGUAUGCCAAGUCUGGAUGCCUCCACCAAGCUCGAGAAGUUUUCCACCGGAUUGUCUCCAAGGAUCUCAUUGCCUGGGCUGCGAUGAUUGCUGCUUAUUCUCGAAAUGGUCGUGGAAAGCCGGCGCUGGAGCUCUUCCAGCAGCUCCAAGUCGAAGGUGUGGAGGAACCCAACAGCGUUGUCUUCACGAGCGUUCUCAGUGCUUGCGGCAGUGCUGGACUCGUCGGAGAUGGGCGAGACAAUUUCCUGUCGUUGGAGGCGGACUAUGGAAUAACUCCGUCCAUGGAGCACUACGUUUGCAUGGUGGACCUUCUCGGACGCACGGGAAAGAUAGAAGAAGCCGAUGCCUUGCUCAAGAGCAUGCCUUUUGAGCCUCAUGUUGUCGGAUGGACGAGCGUCAUGUACACUUGUGGAAGUCAUGGCGAUGACGAAAGAGCUCUAGCAGCGGUCAGGCAGAAGACACAGCUGGAAAAAACUUGGAAGGGAAAAGAAUGGCUGACAAUUAGUUAG
Molecule: messenger RNA, 915 nt
Organism: Selaginella moellendorffii
Lineage: Eukaryota; Viridiplantae; Streptophyta; Lycopodiopsida; Selaginellales; Selaginellaceae
Product: pentatricopeptide repeat-containing protein At2g13600-like
Exons: 1
Coding region: 1-915 (304 amino acids)
Biological process (GO): RNA modification
Molecular function (GO): RNA binding; protein binding
Source: RefSeq, a predicted model, not a curated record